GUUGAGUUGUUGCAGGGAAGCAGAUUGCAUUGGAUCGACAUUGGUUCACUAUGGCCUUGUUUAGCAUUCAACAGCUGCCGAGUCGCCCGGAGGAGCCGCGCCCGUCGCCCGAGGACGCCGCCGCCGCUGCCGCCGCCGCCACGCCCAAGCGCCCGCUGAGCCCCGCGGACGCCGCUCUCGCCUCCGUCGCCGCCAAGCGUCGGUGUGUGAGCGCGUUUGAGUUUGCCGCCGCCUUCGCUGCGCCCGCUGCUGCCGGCGCCUGCUCUGUCGAGGGCCCGGUGGAUAUGGGCGUCGCCGAUGGCUCUGCCGAGAGUCCUGCGGGCAGGGGUGUCUGCGCGUCCCCCGCCGCCGCCGCCGCCGCCGCUGGCUGUGGCGAGAGCCCGGUGUGCAGGGGCGGCGCGGGACGGGAGGAGCGCCUGUCCGCCGAGGCUCGAGAAGGGUCCUUAGAGCCCUCGCCGCUGUACCUCAACGUGAGGCGCUGGUCGCCGCCCCCGCCCCCGCCUCCGCCGCCGGCGGUCUGGUCCAGCCCCUCCUCCCGGAGCCCUGGCUCUCUGCUCAUCGACGAGGAUUGGGAG
Messenger RNA from Gryllus bimaculatus (two-spotted cricket), 575 nucleotides. The record is from the annotation of a GenBank genome assembly. NCBI's taxonomy places the organism in Eukaryota, Metazoa, Arthropoda, Insecta, Orthoptera, Gryllidae.